CACGAACACAAAACAUAAACAAACAAAAAAGUGACGCAAAACCUCCCUCUCUCCCUCUCUCCCUCUCCCUCUCUCUCUCUCUUUUGGUUUCUUAACCCCACACUUUUUUUGUUACCCUAGUCAUCCUCUCUCCGCACACACCACUAUUAGUAAUAUACUUUCUUCAUGCCAUUCUUUACAUCCAUCAAAGACUAUGCAAAAAGACACCGAAAAGGAUUGUUGAUUACAGCAUCUCUUGCAGGAGGAGGAUACUUGGCAGGUCGUUUUGCUGCCUCUAAGAUCAGAGACAUGCAAGAGAAAACAACUUCUGACAGAAUGGCCAGAGAAAAUCUCAAGCGCCGUUUCCAACAAAACCAAAACGAUUGUGUAUUCACUGUCAUGUCAUUGCUUCCUACCCUUGGAGAUCAGAUCUUGAAUGAAAUGAACAUUGAGGCACAAUGGGCCAAACUACAAGAAUCUCGUAAAUUGGAGCGCAGUGAAGACAAGGCACGCCUGAACAGAGACGCUGCCAAAAAUACCCAGACCGAGCAAGAGGGUGGAAUAAAACCAGAAGAGCACCCAACCGAAUCACAGGAUCUAUCGGCGUCGUCUGUCAAGAUUGAUCUGAUAAAGGUUGAAAACGCUCAAGACACCACUGGAUCACAGGCUACAUUGGAAAACUCUGUCGAUAGUCUUUCUGAGGCAGUUGAUCCAGAAGCACCAGCAGUUCCUCGAGUGGUUCCUGAAGGUGUUUUGGAUAGAAAGGCCAAGCAAUUGGUGUGGGAAGAGAUUAAACGAUCAAGUUUUACUCGUACACUGACAUCUAUUUAUUCAAUCACUCUGCUCACUAUGCUGACCCAUGUUCAGCUUAAUCUUCUGGGACGAUUUACCUACGUCUGGUCUGUUUCUGCAUUGAGUCGUAGCGAACCUAGCAUUAAAAUACAACAAGAGGAGGGUGGCGAUGCUGGAUUUUUGGAUCCUCAAACAGAGAGAAUGUUCCUCAGUGCUUCAUGGUGGUUACUUCAUCGUGGAUGGAGAAAAUGUUCUAAGCGUAUACAGGAAGCUGUGGACGAUAUUGUUGGCAGUAUACCUCUUCGAAGCACUAUUAGCUAUGAAAAAGCAGAAGAUAUUCUUUACAAACUGAGAAGAAGAAUCGAAUUUGAGGAUGAUGGAAAGACACCUUUUAGUUUCCGUUCAUGGAUGCUGCCAGACACACCAGAAGAAGAAGCUGAAUUCCUUAGAGAGACAGGAUUUUCAGAGGUUUCAGAUGAAUUUUCCACCAAUAAAUCUAGUGUGACAUUCCGACGAUUAAUAGAUGAGACCAAGGAUUUCAUUGAUAGCCCUGAUUUCUCUUCGGUGCUUACAUCUUGUUUGGAUGAGAUUUUUGGGAUAUUUGAUGCCCAGGCAUUUGGAAAAUCGCUCUUACCACAGGAUGAUUUUGAGACCGGAGAGCGGAUUCGUGAAGUGACAGAGGCUGAUCUGGUCAACAUGAAACCCAAGACAUCGACGCUUGCUAAACUGUUACCAGUAAUCAGUCGACAGGCACAUUUGGUUAUUGCAGGCAAUGAGUACUUGAAUGCAUUUGCUUAUAUUAAGGAACUUCAAGCAUUUUCUGCAAUGGUUUAUACACAAUAUGAAGAUGAAGUCGUUUGAUCUUGAUCCCUCACACAUCAAAUAUAUAUAAUGUCUUUAAAUAAUAAUCAUAAUCAUCAUAUUAAUAAUAAUAAAAUAAUAAAAAAAAAACAAAAAACAAAAAACAAAAAAC
Molecule: messenger RNA, 1744 nt
Organism: Phycomyces blakesleeanus NRRL 1555(-)
Lineage: Eukaryota; Fungi; Mucoromycota; Mucoromycetes; Mucorales; Phycomycetaceae
Exons: 7
Coding region: 166-1632 (488 amino acids)
Biological process (GO): protein import into peroxisome membrane
Cellular component (GO): peroxisomal membrane
Molecular function (GO): protein-macromolecule adaptor activity
Source: RefSeq, a predicted model, not a curated record